This is a messenger RNA of Balaenoptera acutorostrata (minke whale), 1052 nucleotides long. RefSeq names its product olfactory receptor 51E1. The transcript has 2 exons. Gene Ontology annotation, biological process: G protein-coupled receptor signaling pathway. NCBI's taxonomy places the organism in Eukaryota, Metazoa, Chordata, Mammalia, Artiodactyla, Balaenopteridae. Bases 99 to 1052 code for a protein of 317 amino acids. Gene Ontology annotation, cellular component: membrane. Gene Ontology annotation, molecular function: olfactory receptor activity; G protein-coupled receptor activity. The record is from RefSeq and is a predicted model, not a curated record.
ACUGCUUCUGGAAGAGUCCUGGAGAAAAGGGCACACGUUCCUUCAGCACAGUUGAGCCCCUACCUGCCUGGCAGUGGUCGCAGCUCAGCUUCUUCACUAUGGUGGAUCCCAGUGGCAACGAAUCCAGUGCCACAUAUUUCAUUCUAAUAGGCCUUCCAGGAUUGGAAGAAGCUCAGUUCUGGCUGGCCUUCCCGUUGUGCUCCCUCUACUUCAUCGCCGUGCUAGGUAACUUGACAAUCAUCUACAUUGUGCGGACGGAGCAUAGCCUACACGAACCCAUGUAUAUCUUUCUUUGCAUGCUUUCUGGCCUUGAUGUCCUCAUCUCCACCUCAUCCAUGCCCAAAAUGAUGGCCAUCUUCUGGUUCAAUUCCACUACCAUACAGUUUGAUGCUUGUCUGCUACAGAUGUUUGCCAUCCACUCCCUAUCUGGCAUGGAGUCCACGGUGCUGCUGGCCAUGGCCUUUGACCGCUAUGUGGCAAUCUGCCACCCACUACGCCAUGCCACUGUGCUAACAUUGCCUCGUGUUACCAAGAUCGGCAUGGCUGCUGUGGUACGGGGUGUUGCACUUAUGGCACCCCUGCCUUUCUUCAUCAAACAUCUGCCCUUCUGCCGCUCCAAUAUCCUUUCCCAUUCCUACUGCCUACACCAAGAUGUCAUGAAGCUGGCCUGUGCUGACAUCCGCGUCAAUAUCAUCUAUGGCCUCAUUGUCAUCAUCUCUGCCAUUGGCCUGGACUCACUUCUCAUCUCCUUGUCGUAUCUGCUUAUCCUCAAGACUGUGUUGGGCUUGACACAUGAAGCCCAGGCAAAGGCAUUUGGUACUUGUAUCUCUCAUGUGUGUGCUGUUUUCAUAUUCUAUGUACCUUUCAUUGGGUUGUCUAUGGUGCACCGGUUUGACAAGCGGCAUGACUCCCUCCUGCCUGUCAUCAUGGCCAACACCUAUCUGCUUGUUCCUCCCGUGCUCAACCCUAUUGUCUACGGAGUGAAGACAAAGGAGAUCCGGCAGCGCAUCCUUCGUCUUUUACAUGUGACCACCCACACUUCGGAUCCCUAG